Nerophis lumbriciformis (worm pipefish) is the source of this 1593-nucleotide messenger RNA. The record is from RefSeq and is a predicted model, not a curated record. NCBI's taxonomy places the organism in Eukaryota, Metazoa, Chordata, Actinopteri, Syngnathiformes, Syngnathidae.
AUGCUUUAUACAGACUUAUUGCACUUGUGGAAUGAAUCCGUGAACGCAAUGGAUAAAAAAGAUUGGCAAGGAGCUCUGGAAAAACUGGAACAAAUCACGGAACCGACAUCUCGUACUCUCUUCAAUGCUGCAUCAGCACACCUGUGUCUGGGACAGUUGGAUUACGCCCUUCAGGCUUUGGAUCUCACAAUUGUCAAGGAUCAACGUCUCUCAGUCGCGUUCUUCCAGAGAGCAGCAGUAAUGAUGCAGCUUGACAGGUUGGAGGAGGCUUUGUCUGACUGUGUCUGGGCCCAGAAACACAUGAGAGGGAAUACAGUUAUUGACUAUCGACAACUUGGGCUGCGUUAUAAACUCUACAGCUGGCAGGUGAUACACAAUGCUGCAGCUGUGUACUGCCGAAUGAACCAGUGGGAGCAAGCCAGAGAUGUUCUCAUGUCAGAAAGUCACGGGGGGAAUUUAGAGAUGGCUUUGGACAGUGUCCUGAGAAAAGAAAUCAUUCAACCUUUACUGGUACCUGAGGGUGUGGUGUUUCGUCCCAGGAAAAAGGAUGUGGAACAGCUCAAGCAGAGAGAUUUCUUAGGAAAACCAAAGGUGAUUUCCUCCAUUAUUCCCAAUGAUGAUUAUGGGGGGUUUGAACCACUCAGGCUACAGAAACCUGGUUAUUAUCAGCCCAAAGUGGAAGGUGCUGAGGGUUCUCGCUACAUGUGUAUGACGGUUCCUUACAUGGCUCGAGGCCCAGGCCAGCUGACAGUGCCGGGAGGUUCAAAGGUGUUUUUGUUUGAAGAUCAGGACAAGGAUGGGAUGGCAACAGUCAUAUAUGAUGGACAGAGAGGACGUGUGCCAAUGUCUCUCUUAAAGCCGGUAGAUCUCAAGACUAUGAAAGGCAAAAGUGAGAACCCACUUCCUUCUGGGAUCCCUCUCCCUCCAGGACUAAAACCACCCACUCGUCCACAUAAGCCUAGUGCAUCCCACUCUCCCUCCUGGGGGAGAAAAAUGUCUUCCGAGACACCACCCCCAUCCUACUCCAGCGCUACCCACCCUCUACUGCCACCCCCAGUGCACCAAACGUAUGCAGCUCAUUCAGCCAGCAAUGAGCAUGUCAACACAGUCGAAGAAGAAAUAGACUAUGUGGAAGUAAAAGUUCACUACACAUACACUAUGGCACUGUCAGUACCUUCAAAUACAUCCUACCAUGAACUUAAAGAAGAAAUUGCUCAACAAUUGGACCAGCCAGCAUCUUCUUUACGCCUCAGACAAAGGAAGAAUGGCUCUCGGGCCCUGGUGCCACUUGAAUGGGAAUUAGACGUCGGAAGGACCCUACAAGAGGUCUCAGAUGAUGGCAGAACCACUCUGUGGUGCAGGGCAGAAGAUUCCCUUAGCAACCACACCAUCCUCUACCAAAUGGUGGCGCUAUAUGACUAUUCUGCUCAGGGUCCAGAGGAUUUGGAGUUCAAUGAAGGGGACACCAUUGACAUCCUUGGUGAAGUGAACGAGGAAUGGCUGGAGGGACACUGUGCAGGGAAUAUAGGGAUCUUUCCCAGUUGCUUUGCCAUGAGGGAACCUGAAAACUUUUUGCAGACAUCCCAGUUUUGA